GCUGCAGCUGAUGUGCUUGUUACAGCGAAUCCUUCACAUAUAGAAAUAUUUCUUUAUUUACAGUCACAGCUGGAUCUGAUGCAGUAACAGUCAGAGAUGCUUCACUAUGGUAAACACACAGGACACUGAGACACGCGUGUGCAGAGGACAUCUGAUUCUGGCCACUAAAGAGAAAUCAUGGAGCCGUGCUCACCAGAGGAGGAAGAGAAGGUUCUGUUGAACAGCUACACUGAUGGAAGCUUCCACAAUGACCUGAACAUUGUCUGUAUUAAAGAGGAAGAAGCUGAAGAUGAUGAGAACCUCUACUGUGAGGAGUGCAAAUCCUUCUUCUUCAACAAGUGUGAGCUUCACGGUCCAGCUCUCUUCAUCCCUGAUACCUCUGUACCCACUGUGGUUCCAGACCGAGCCAGACAGACUCUUCCACCCGGUCUAGAGGUUCAGCAGUCUGGUAUUCCUGGUGCAGGUCUGGGGGUGUUUAAUAAGGGGGAGACCGUUCCAGUGGGUGCACACUUCGGACCCUACCAGGGAGAAGCGGUGGAUAAAGAGGAAGCCGUGAACAGUGGCUACUCCUGGGUGAUAUACAGGAGUGGUCAGGGUGAGGAGUACAUAGACGCCACGAGUGAGAUCCAUGCCAACUGGAUGAGGUACGUGAACUGUGCUCGUAACGAUGAUGAGCAGAAUCUGACGGCGUUUCAGUAUCGAGGAGGAAUCUACUUCAGAUGCUGUCAGUCCAUCAGCCCGGGGCAGGAGCUCUUGGUUUGGUAUGAAGAGAAGUACGCAGGAGAAGAUCUCAGCAUCACGUUCAAUCACAUCUGGAACAAGAAGUGCUCCACGAAUGAAGGUCAUAACGCUCCACUGCGAGUCUUCUCCUGCUCCUCGUGUCCGCUCUCCUACACAGCUCAGAUCUUCCUCCUCAAACACAUCAGGAGGUGCCACCACCAGGAGAACGUUCACCUCCCGAAACCAGAGGAGAUCAAAUAUGAAACUGUGAUGCCCACGAUCAGCUUCAGCACUCAACAUCCCUACGACGUUCUCAAUACCCAGAAUCCUCGUGGAGAACUUCAGAAGGACGUGUACCACUGCUCGGACUGUGGGAGGAGCUUCGCUCGGCGCAGUAACCUCCAGCGGCACCGGGUCAUUCACACCGGGGAGAAGCCGUAUCACUGCGCGGCGUGUGGGAAGAGCUUCACUCAGCAGAUCCAUCUCCAGGUUCACCAGCGCCUCCACACGGGCGAGAAGCCGUACCAGUGCUCCCAGUGCGGAAAGAGCUUCACUGUGAAGAACCACCUCAUCAGGCACCAGCACAUUCACAUAGAAGAGAAGCCGUAUCAGUGCCCGCAGUGUGGGAGGAGUUACGCUCACCAGAGCUAUCUCCAUCAGCACCAGCUUCUUCACACCAGCGAGAAGCGAUACCACUGCUCCCAGUGUGGGAAACGUUUUACUAACCACAGCGGUCUCAUCAACCACCAGCGCAUUCACACAGGAGAGAAGCCCUAUCAGUGCUCACAGUGUGGGAAGAGGUUUACUGUAAAGAAUAAUCUGAUUAGGCAUCAGGUCCUUCACGCGGGAGGAAAGUGAUGCUACGUUCCACACCGGACUCUUAAAGCACCGGCGCAUUCACACAGCUGAUGAGACUUGUCAGUGCUAAGCUACUUGCCGAAGUGCACUUAUACCAAACACUGUACAUAACGUAAAUGUGUUUUUAGUCAGUAUGGUGGCUGUAUAGCCUAGCUGUUGGGAGGUGGACAUGUCAGUGUGCUCUCAGUGCUGAUCAGUUGCAUCUUGAAGGGUAUCCGGCGUAAAAACUGUGCCAGGUGUGAAGACCAGAUUAAUCGUGGCGACCCUUUAUAUACUAUGUAUUUGCUAUAGAAGGUAGCUGAGAGAAAGGAAUACAUACAUUGGUCUUGACACCCUAAAAAGCAUCAACAGGGGGUUAUAGGUCACUAUAUUGUAUGUACAACCCCAAAUCAGAAAAAGUUGGGACAGUAUGGAAAAUGUAAAUAAAAUAAAAACACAGAGUUUCUUACAUUGA
Messenger RNA from Trichomycterus rosablanca, 2032 nucleotides. Its product is annotated as histone-lysine N-methyltransferase PRDM9-like. Bases 178 to 1578 code for a protein of 466 amino acids. Gene Ontology annotation, molecular function: protein binding; histone methyltransferase activity. The record is from RefSeq and is a predicted model, not a curated record. The transcript is spliced from 7 exons. NCBI's taxonomy places the organism in Eukaryota, Metazoa, Chordata, Actinopteri, Siluriformes, Trichomycteridae.